Messenger RNA from Belonocnema kinseyi, 515 nucleotides. RefSeq lists its product as uncharacterized. Lineage: Eukaryota; Metazoa; Arthropoda; Insecta; Hymenoptera; Cynipidae. The transcript is spliced from 4 exons. Bases 111 to 449 code for a protein of 112 amino acids. The record is from RefSeq and is a predicted model, not a curated record.
UAUGGGAAACAAUACUGGAGACUGCCAGUUUCAAUUCAGGUGUUUACUACUUUACUCCUAUCGCACCGAGAGUUUUCAUCCAAAACAGUAUUUUCUUUCAAAAAAUCACCAUGACUAACUGGAUUGCCUUGACUCUUUGCUUUAUUUUAAUGACUACGGUCAUCCCUGUUAAGGCAGCAUCAAGCGCUAUAAGUUGCAUUAAAUCCACUAAGGAUUGCAUUCGAAGUUCUGAAUGUUGUACCGGCUGUUGCCACAUUAGCAAAUGUGUCGAAUACAAUGAAUCUUGCCUGGGCGACCUAGAAAAAUUGGGGGCAGGACAUGGAGCAUUGUGCAAUCCAAAAUGUUCAGCGGGUCAAACUUGUCAAUUGCAACAAGUCCAAUGUAUAAGAGCUCCUUGUCCGCCGAUCGCAACUUGCGUUUCUGAUGAUUAUCGUGAUUAUGACAAUUAAAAAUAUAUUUUUACUUAAAUUUAUUAUAAAAUCAGUAACAAAAAAUAAAGCAUUCUAUCUAAUUAA